UACACCGUGGAUGUUGAUGUGCUGUUUAAAGAUUCAGUGGUUAAAUUACUCAAUGACCUUUGUAAUGAAAACUCACUUAGACCUCAAGAUUGUGGUGUAGAACAGUAAGUCCAUGUACUUUGUCACAUAUAUGUCAGUAAGACGUUGUCACAAAAGGGCCGCGGUUUCAAACACAUCAAAUAAACAUAUAUGGCAUAAUAAAUAGUUUUAAUUGUGAUUCUAUGACGUCACAAAUGUAACACCAAUAAGCAUGCCUGGCUGCACUUUAAAAAAAAUCAUUGUUAAAACUGUUUUCGAUUGGGUAGGGAAGAUGUAAAGGUAAAUACUAGGUUCAAUUGGGAAUAGUUUGUGGUAAGGGCAUAAGACUUUUAAUGGCAUGAAUUCAUUAUAUAUAUAUAUAUAUAUAUAUAUAUAUAUAUAUAUAUAUAUAUAUAUAUAUAUAUAUAUAUAUAUAUAUAUAUAUAUACAUAUAUAUAUAUUAGGAUUCAUAAUACAAAUACAUGAACUGAUUUCACCGAGAAUAAUUGUCAACCAUGCAUUUCGUAUUAUGUCCAUACAGAAACCAGUUAUUGUUCAGUGAAUUAAACGUUAAACGGCUGCGAAAUUACCCCAGUAAUCAAGGAGAUGACGCCAUUAUCCAGUUCUACGUCGAUUAUCCAAGCAUUGUAAGGAAUGCCACUGUUGAUCAAGCUAUCGUAGCAUCUAUUAUGUCUGCCAAACUUCAGAAGUUUCGAGACCUAACUGGUUUCAGUAUUACAAUCGACACUCCUGUUACACCUCCAAGUCCAGGUACUCCGACGGCCACUCAGAGUGCAAACGCAGUACAGCUUCUAAUACUCAGUUUUUCAACAAGACAGGUAACUAUGCUGUUGUAGUGUAUACUAGGAGUCCAAACCAAAAUAGUAGAUAGCAGAUGACAUAGUAUCUUUACAUUAGCACAUAGCGAUUUGUCAGCCUAGCUAGUUAUAAUUAGUAACUUGACUAGUCUAGGACCUGUAUAGAUGUUUGUAUCCGUUUCAUUUAGCAAAGGUAAUCUCACCUGUUUUAGGGUAAAAUGACCAUGGCGAUCAACAUGGCAUAUGUACCAAAACCUGAAACGACACUGCCGACAUAGCUCUAACUUCCGAAAACAAAAACGACAACCUUUUUGAAGUGCUUAUAGUGUUUAGAAGGGUUGCUGUUAGGGUUGGUUAUUGGAAGGAAAAAUUUGAAAAAAUAAUAAGCAAAAAAAAAAAAAAAUGACCAUGACCAUGACAAGAAAAUGACCAUGCACCACCCCAGGUAAAUUGCUAAUUAUGCAUAAAAUAACUAAUAUGCCUGGCAGAAAUUAAAUGUUCUUAUUUCCUAAAAAAAAUUAUCAUGGGAUGAAAAUCUAUGCUUAAUUUAAUAUAAAUAUUGUAGUUUUCAUAAGGAUUGUCAUUGUUUUCUUUAAAUACAAUACAUUUUGUUUCACUCACCCCACGAAAACACGAUUUCAGCCAUAUUUUGCCGUCUUGUUUGCUUUUUAUCGCCGAGUCUCGCAAAUAUCAUCCAGUUGUUGUACUUUUACAUAGUGAUAAUUGGCUAAAGAAGAUUUCAACCAAGUUUCAUCAAGUUUUGAAACAGUGCAGUGUAUUUUAUCUUCGAUAUUGUGCCCUUCGAUAUAUUUCGUCAAAUUGCCGCCAUUAUAAUGGCUCGCUGCUUCUCUGCCCGAUAAAUGCCACUUCUUCGUUUUCAUAUGUAUUUAGAUUACUGUAUCCAACAGUACUUCAUUGUAAAAUAGUCCUAAUCGAAAAAUUGAAAACAUUAGUUGAAGUUGAAAGGAAAAAACCUCCCAUAACCCAUUUAGGUUCAAAAUAAAAAACAAAUAAUUUGAAAGUCUAUAUAUAUGGAAAAGCAUGUAAAAGAUUAUACUCUCUGCGUAUACUGCGUAAAGCAGGUGUUGAAACAAACAAGAUGUUGAAGGUCUAUUCUGUGAUUAUAAGACCGAUACUGGAAUAUGCGGUGCUGGUUUGACAAGCUAUACCGGAGUAUCUCUCACACAAAAUUGAGUCUGUCCAGAGAAGAGCUCUAAAAAUGAUUAAACCUGGAGAAGAGACCUAUGACGAACUUUUACGAAUGUUCAACGUGGAGAAAUUACAGGCAAGAAGUGAAAAAUUAUGUAAACAAUAUAUGGAUAAAAUUAAAACUCCACUUGACACUUGACAAAACAUUCGACACUUGACACCAGGGGCGGCGGAACAGGGGGGGGGGCUAAAGCCCCCCCCCCCAGAAGUAAAAGUGGGGGGGGGCUUAGGCCCCCCAGAAAAUUUGAAUUUUUUGAAAAAAUUUUGAUAAUUACGGAAAAAUUUAGGUUAUUUUUUGAAAAUUUAGGUAUGAGGGGACAAAUUUGCAAUAUUUUGUUUAAUUAAAAAAAGUCUAUUUCGGAAAAAAAUUUUAGAUAUAAGUCCGAAAAAAAUUUUUUCGUCCCUUUUUUUGUAUAUUUUCCCCCAAAAUGGUACACUGACCGAAAUUAUUUUGGCGACGGGGGGGGGGGGACGGGGGGGGGAGUUCGCCGAAAUAAUUUAGCCCCCCCCAGAAUGAAAUCUGUUCCGCCGCCGCUGCUUGACACUUGACAAAAAAACACUUGACACUUGACAAAACAUUCGACGCUCUCAUUCAACUCUAUAUGGUCCUCCGUUCAGAGUAAACUUCCCAAGAAUAUAUUUAAUUUUACUAUCCGGUAUAUAAAUAACACUCUUCCGACUAGCAAAAACCUUCAGAAAUGGGGAAUAUCACCAACAUCCGAAUGUUCGUUCUGUUUGAAUCCCGAAUCACUUGUCCACGUCGUCGCUGGAUGCAAGACCUACCUAAAUGAAGGACGUUUCACGUGGCGUCAUGAUUCGGUGCUUAAUUUCAUAGCAUCCAUACUAAAAUCUGUGAAUUAUUCUAACCUUUAUGCUGACCUUCCUGGCUAUAUCAGUCCAUCUGUUCUCACCGGAGAUGAAUUACGCCCUGAUCUUUUGAUAACACUUGAAAACAAAUAUAUUUAUAUACUUGAACUUACGGUCGGAUUCGAAUCUAAUCUCCUCACUAAUGCAACUCGAAAAAGACAAAAAUAUCAAGAUCUAAUUAAUGAACAGCUCAAAAAUUAUGAAAAAGUAAAAUUUGUAAAUUUAUCGAUUAGUUCAUUAGGAGUUUUCAGUCAUUCGUCUCUAGAUUUCACCGAAAUGCUAAAAGAUCUAAAGUUUGAUGAACAAUGUAGAAAGUACUAUGUUCGGAAAAUUAUUAACAUAUGUAUCAGGUCCUCGUAUUAUAUAUUCUGUAAGCGUAACAAAGAAUGGAAUAACCCACAACUAAUGUCAUACUAA
Messenger RNA from Paramuricea clavata, 3329 nucleotides. The record is from the annotation of a GenBank genome assembly. Lineage: Eukaryota; Metazoa; Cnidaria; Anthozoa; Malacalcyonacea; Plexauridae.